Messenger RNA from Mobula hypostoma (lesser devil ray), 2280 nucleotides. RefSeq lists its product as uncharacterized. Bases 148 to 1002 code for a protein of 284 amino acids. The transcript is spliced from 3 exons. The record is from RefSeq and is a predicted model, not a curated record. Lineage: Eukaryota; Metazoa; Chordata; Chondrichthyes; Myliobatiformes; Myliobatidae.
AUUGAACUGAAAUGUCAGCACUUCCCAGAGUACAAUAAGGUAUGAAUAGGUACUGACAAGUUCCUUCACAUAUAUUCUUUCUGCUGUGAUGAGAUUUGCCAUGUGUGUAUAACUGAAUUUACUUCACAUUGAAAGAAUUCAAGCGCAAUGUUAGUGAUGAAUUUGAGGAGCCUUUUCACCAUUACUCUUUUGAUGUUGCUGAAGUGUACCACCUUGAUAAGCACUGAAUCAUCAUUGGAACUCAGAAAUGCACAUCUUUUAACUUCUAAAGAUUAUGCUCAUAUCAUCAAUUUGAGACAGCAAGGCGGUUUUCCAAGUGACUGUUAUGAGAUUUUUCAGCAGUCAGAAAGCAAAGCUGAAGAUGGCCUCUAUGUCAUUCAGUUAAUGAAGGAUCAUAUUGUUGUUUACUGUGACAUGCACAGUGCAGAUGGUGGGUGGACUGUAAUCCAGCACAUCACUGUUAAUAGCUCAUUGGACUUUGACAGAACGUGGCAGGACUACAAGCAAGGAUUUGGCUUUAUUAAUGGUGAUCAUUGGUUGGGCAAUGAGUUAAUGCAUAGAAUCACUAGCAGGUCAAAUGAAUAUAGUUUGGGAAUCAAAUUAGUCAACAUGAAUGGAGAGGUGAAGUGGGGAGAAUAUGACCCAUUUUUCAUUGAAGACGAAGAAUCCAGAUAUAAAAUUAGACUUGGUCUUUAUCGUGGAACUGCAACUGAUGCUUUGACGAAAGAUACAGAAGCUUAUAUUCACGACAACCAAAAAUUCACCACAAAAGAUAGUGAUAAUGACAACUAUUAUCGAAAUUGUGCCAAACUGGAACUCAAUGGGAUACCAGGUGGAGGAUGGUGGUAUAAUGCCUGUGCUGGAGCCAAUCUCAACAGAAAAAAUGUUAUUUACUGGCAGAAUGAUUGUAAUAAAGAUAACCUGUGCAAGUAUGCAUGGAUGAUGGUAAAGCCUAAAAACAGGGAAGUCAAAUGCAGCAGUACCUCGCGUGAUGAGCUGUAACUAUGGUGCAAAAAUUAAGUGAAAAUAAAUCUAAUAACUCAUUUGUAAGUUCAACAAUUCAUUGAUUUUUUUUUGAAUAAGUGCACGUUGGGCUUAUUUACCAGAAAGAUUGGUAAAAGAACAUGUCCAAUGUAAUUGAGCAAAUUGGAUUAGUAAUUCGCUCUACAGCAUCGUACUGCCUGCAUGAGUAAAUUUUUAUGUGGAAAAGAUGUGAUUAAUAUAGUUGUUUUGAAAUAUGAUUGUUUCUGUUUGUGGUGGGAGCUCAAAUCUCUUCAGAUGGAAGAAUGAAAUUGUUUGCAUGAAAAUAAUGAAGAGCUUGAAAUUAAAUUAAAUGGUGUCAUAUUCAAAGUUGCCGUAGUGUCAUUUUGUAUCCAAUAUUGAAAUAUCUGGGAAAAUGACUUUGGGUGAGGGUAUCUGCUGAAUAAAUAAACAUUACCUGUAGAUGAAUAUAAUGCAAUAUUGAUAAUGUUUUGAAAGAGAGCAUAUCUCUCAUCAACAAAAAGUUGUGAAACCCAAUUGAAAAAUCAAACUUAAGAUCCCCACUGACAGUGAGAGGUAUAGAAAAUGCAAAUUAAAACAAGCAACAGUUUCAAGAUGACCUAUGUAUGAUUACAACAAUUCUUUGUCCUCUGCACAAAUUAAUUCUCCUCAGAUCUAUAAACUGUGCUAUUAAUUUAAUUAUUUCCAGGGCAAAUUUUCUUAUAUGCAUUUAGAUAUUAAGUAAAUAUUUAAAAAUCUAUUUGUUUAUUUUACUCUGUGAAUAAAAUAAUUUGGUUAUAAUACAUGUGUGUGAUGAUUUGGCUAAGAUGUAUGACACUCUCUGUUUCAUCGGCUUGAUUGUCGUUAAAUACCAGCAGUUAUGAAUGGAACCGCCAGCAUUUGCCUGUUUAAACAUCAGUAAGUCCAAAACCUAUAUGCAUGAAUUGUCAAAUGUGGAUGUCUCAACUUGUGUAUCUUAAAAUACCAACACGUUCUGCCUCUCCAGGUUAGCUCCAUCACCCACUGAUGCCAGUGACCAUUGGAGGACUACAUGGAAAAAUAGAAAAGAGAAAGUUUCCUUUUAUUUAACUAUUUGUGGUUUGUUCAAUAUUUGUAAUUAUUUAAAAUAUUUUAUAUAUGUUGUUUGGUUUUAGUCCAAAUAUACUAUGUAUAUAAUUUCCUGAAUCUUUAUUCCACUUUAAUAGACUUUAAAUGUUAAUCAUGAAUAUGAAAGACUCCCUAAUUAAUUUAAUUUUAACAUCUAAUUUUCAGUGGAUGCAAUUUUAUAAGUUUUAUUAA